Rhipicephalus microplus (southern cattle tick) is the source of this 1069-nucleotide messenger RNA. RefSeq names its product venom allergen 3. NCBI's taxonomy places the organism in Eukaryota, Metazoa, Arthropoda, Arachnida, Ixodida, Ixodidae. The record is from RefSeq and is a predicted model, not a curated record. Gene Ontology annotation, cellular component: extracellular region.
CCGGAACCACAAGAGGCGUACAUCGGCGUCGAGCAACUCCAUGGAGCUGUGCCGACUACGUCACGUGCCCAGCUGGCUGCUGGUGCUCUCCCUGAUGGUGAACAGUGUGUUGCCGCAGUUGUUCCCGCUUCAGGCGUGUCCCUACAACGACCCCCGCCACAGCAUAUGCCGCUACCGAGCCCUAGCCUGUCCGGGCAAGCAGUUGCUACGUUCGGGAGGUGUGACCAAAGCACAGCAGGUUCACAUCGUGGACCUGCACAACCAGCUCAGGGCAUGGGUUGCGGGCGGAUUCCAGAGUGGCCUUCCAGCUGCUGCCAACAUGAGGGCGCUGACUUGGGACGAUGAACUGGCGACUGUUGCUCAGCGGUGGGCCGACCAGUGCACAGAUGGCCACGACAAGGAGAGGAGUGUCAGCCGUUUCCACGUGGGCCAGAACGUGGCGCUAGUCUGGACGUACGACUUCGAGGAUGACCUGCAUGACGAGCCCGACUGGGACUCCCAAGUCUACGCCUGGUACAACGAAGCCACAGAGUUCCACUUCAAGUCAGCCUCCAUCAGCCCCUUCAGCUUCAGCAAGAAGCUAGGACACUUCACUCAGCUCGUCUGGGCCGACACCUACAAGAUUGGCUGCGGCUAUGCCUACUAUCGCCAGGCUGUGCGGGGCCUGACAAAGAUCUACGUUUGCAACUACGGACCCGGAGGAAACAUCAUCGGAGGCGCCAUGUACGAACAGUCGCCGGUCCCCACGUGCAGGCCAGGCCUUGUGCCAGCCGCCGGCACCUACAGCGGGCUCUGCGACAAGGACCCGUACUACGUGGGUGACGACGAGAACGAGGACCUGGAGGACACGUUCGGCAGCACCGCUACCCACGUCCUGGCUCACAAUCCCUACCAGACGUCGUACCACACGUUGCUGCUGAACAACCCCGCCGUGCACGCCAUCUCGAGCCCCCUGCCGUCGUCGACCAACUAUUUCUUGCUGGGCCGCAUCCGCAGGACUUCACCCAAAAAGCAGGAACGGAACGCCACGAGAACUGCCGCCUGAGCAUCGUCGAAACUUGUAAUCGCA